Messenger RNA from Mirounga angustirostris (Northern elephant seal), 4028 nucleotides. RefSeq names its product leucine zipper tumor suppressor 2 (gene LZTS2). Bases 1363 to 3360 code for a protein of 665 amino acids. NCBI's taxonomy places the organism in Eukaryota, Metazoa, Chordata, Mammalia, Carnivora, Phocidae. The transcript is spliced from 5 exons. Gene Ontology annotation, biological process: cell division; negative regulation of canonical Wnt signaling pathway. The record is from RefSeq and is a predicted model, not a curated record.
GUCCUUGUCCAGGGCUGUGGGCAUUCGCUGGCCUGACUGGGGCACAGAGACCCCUCGGGGAAAGUCUGUGUGGUAGAAUGUUUGUGAAACACCACGUGUAUGUGUAAGUUGUCUGAAUGAGACCACCAAUGUGUGAAAGAUGCUUAGGAGAGGAAGCCCAUUUGAGAUUGUGCCUCGGUAGGAAGGCCUUUGAGUCUAUGUGAAAGACUCUGCACAGCAAGAUGUGUGACAGUUUGUGUGUGAGUUGGCCUGAAAGAUUAUGGAAAGAAGGAACAUGGAACCACGUGAUGGAUGAGACUGUGUGAUUGUGGCUGCAGGGGACUGAAUGUGGGAAAGGUCGUGUGGGUGUUAUGAAGACUGUGUUGUUUGCAAGAGGGUGAGAAUAUCUGUGACCCUGAGAAGACAGAGGAGUGUUGUCAGCUGUGAGGCUGGUGUAGGUUCGGACUGUAGGUUUGGACCGCCUCAACCCAGUGACUGUUGGGGAGGGAGGGCAGGGGCUGCCGCUCUCCCAGCAAUGACCUCUGUCUUAACAAAUGAUUCUGAAGGAAGGUUGGGGAGCAGACAGCCGCGCCCGGGACAGGCCUGGGCUCGCGGGGUCGAGAGGGUACAGUGCUGGGGAGCCGGGUAGGGGCCCCCAGGGCUGGGGGGGUGACGGUGUAUUCUCCGAAUGUGUCGCCAGGUGGCGCCACCUCCGCAAAUCCGAAUAUGCCUCUAUUAACCGCUGGGGGUGGGGCAGGCACGGCCCGAGCCUGGGUCCCCGACCGGUCCUGGGGAGCAAGGGCCCGGCAGCCGGGGAGGGUUGGGGGGGCAGCUGACCCUCGGCGCCCCGCUCCGGACUCCGAAACCGGAGAGUGUGUCUUGCGGGGCAGGCUUCGAUCGAGGAGCGGAGGGGGAAGGGCGGCCGCUGUGGCGCCCGGCCCUUUGUGCUCGAACAAUGACCAGCUGCCGCUGGCCCCGGGGCCCGAGUAGGGGUAGAGGGUGACCCGCCGCCGCCGCCGAGUCCUGAGCCGACCGGGCUUCGAGGGGAGGGGGGGAAUCCCGAGUCCCGUGGCGCCGUCCCCGCGUGCGCCCGGCCGGCCUCGCGUGACGCGGGGUGCCUGCGCGUGUCCGCGCCCGGGGCGGGGACGCCCCUCGGACCCCUCCCCCGCGCUGCGCCGCCCACUCGGGCCGGACGGGGGCCGGUCGGGCCGGGGGCGCCGCGGAGGCGGGGCCGGGCCGGGCCGGGCGGCUCCGAGUGGCCGCGCGCGGGCUGGAGCCGGGCGGCAAGCCUGUGGAGCGCUGGGGGCGGCCCGGGGCUGAGCAUGGAGCGGCGCGGCGGAGGUUCCCCUGGAGGCCCUUGGCCAGGCCUGAGCCUCUGUCGCCAUGGCCAUUGUGCAGACUCUGCCAGUGCCACUCGAGCCCGCUCCUGAGGCCACCACUGCCCCACAAGCUCCAGCCAUGGGCAGCGUGAGCAGCCUCAUCUCAGGCCGGCCCUGCCCCGGGGGGCCAGCUCCUCCCCGCCACCAUGGCCCCCCUGGGCCCACCUUCUUCCGCCAGCAGGAUGGCCUGCUCCGGGGUGGCUAUGAGGCACAGGAGCCGCUGUGCCCAGCUGUGCCCCCUCGGAAGACCGUCGCUGGCACCAGCUUCACCUACAUCAACGAGGACUUCCGGACAGAGUCACCCUCCAGCCCGAGCAGUGACAUUGAGGAUGCCCGAGAACAGCGGGCACGCAACGCCCAUCUGCGCGGCCCCCCACCCAAGCUCAUCCCUGUCUCUGGAAAGCUGGAGAAGAACAUGGAGAAAAUCCUGAUCCGCCCAACAGCCUUCAAGCCGGUGCUGCCCAAACCUCGAGGGGCACCAUCCCUACCUAGCUUCCUGGGUCCUCGGGCCGCCGGACUGUCUGGGAGCCAGGGCAGCCUAACACAGCUGUUCGGGGGCCCUGCCUCGUCCUCGUCCUCCUCCUCCUCCUCGGCUGCUGACAAACCCCUGGCACUGAGUGGCUGGACCAGCGGCUGCCCAUCAGGGACACUGUCUGACUCCGGCCGAAACUCACUGUCCAGCCUGCCCACCUACAGCACCGGGGGUGCAGAGCCAGCCAGCCACUCCCCAGGCGGGCACCUGCCCUCCCACGGCCCUGCGCGGGGGGCACUGCCCGGGCCAGCCCGAGGGGCCCCUACUGGGCCCUCCCACUCGGACAGUGGCCGAUCCUCCUCCAGCAAGAGCACAGGCUCCCUGGGAGGCCGUGUGGCUGGGGGGCUCUUGGGCAGUGGUGCCCGGGCCUCGCCUGACAGCAGCUCCUGUGGGGAGCGCUCCCCACCCCCGCCCCCACCCCCUCCACCCCCUUCGGAUGAGGCCCUGCUGCACUGUGUCCUGGAAGGAAAGCUCCACGACCGUGAGGCAGAGCUGCAGCAGCUGCGGGACAGUCUGGACGAGAGUGAGGCGUAUGAGGAGCGGCAGCGGCACUGGCCGCGGGAGCGGGAGCCGCCACGGGACGACAGCACGGCCCAGGCCCAGCGGGCGCAGCGGGCCCACCAGCUGCUCCAGCUGCAGGUGUUCCAGCUGCAGCACGAGAAGCGGCAGCUGCAGGACGACUUCGCGCAGCUGCUGCAGGAGCGGGAGCAGCUAGAGCGGCGCUGUGCCACCUUCGAGCGGGAGCAGCGGGAGCUCGGGCCACGGCUCGAGGAGACCAAGUGGGAGGUGUGCCAGAAGUCAGGUGAGAUCUCCCUGCUGAAGCAGCAGCUGAAGGAGGCCCAGGCAGAGCUGGUGCAGAAGGGCAGCGAGCUGGUGGCCCUGCGGGUGGCGCUGCGAGAAGCCCGAGGCGCGCUCCGGGCCAGCGAGGGCCGGGCGCGGGGCCUGCAGGAGGCGGCCCGGGCUCGGGAGCUGGAGCUGGAGGCCUGUUCCCAGGAGCUGCAGCAGCACCGCCGGGAGGCCGAGCGGCUCCGAGAGAAAGCUGGCCAGCUGGACAGCGAGGCGGCCGGACUCCGGGAAGCCCCCGGGUCACCUGCCGCCGCCGACCCAUUCCUCCUGGCAGAGAGCGAUGAGGCCAAGGCGCAGCGGGCGGCCGCCGGGGCCGGGAGCAGCCUGCGCGCCCAGGUGGAGCGGCUGCGGGCAGAGCUGCAGCGGGAGCGGCGGCGGGGUGAGGAGCAGCGGGACAGCUUCGAGGGGGAGCGGCUGGCCUGGCAGGCGGAGAAGGAGCAGGUGAUCCGCUACCAGAAGCAGCUGCAGCACAACUACAUCCAGAUGUACCGGCGCAACCGGCAGCUGGAGCAGGAGCUGCGGCAGCUGAGCCUGGAGCUGGAGGCCCGGGAGCUCGCCGAGCUGGGCCUGGCCGAGCCGGCCCCCUGCAUCUGCCUGGAGGAGAUCACCGCCACCGAAAUCUAGGGCCCUUGGCAUCCCAGAUCUGCGGGGAGCUCUGCCGAAGGGGGGAGGUGGCGGGAGCCUCAGGUCCACGGAGGUCCCCAAAGUCUUGAGGGCCCCAGAACCACUCGUCCCCUGGGAUCCAGGCCUCUGGGCCUCUGCCAAGACCUUGGGGCGGCCCUGUGACUUGGAUGAGCAAGAUCAGACUCCUUGAAGGUCCCCGUUUCACGGUCAUGCAGAGGCUCCUGCUCGCUUGACCCAUUUCACCCCCCUUCUGCCGCCAUUGCCACUCUGCCAAGCGCAUUCAUCCCAGACGCCAGGGGGCUGGGAGGAGGAGGAGGGGGCGCCUUCGUUUCCACACUCUUCCCUACCCCAAAGCCAGAGAGAGCCAGACAGCGCCAGCUGUCGCAGAUGUGCCUGCCCCCACCCUGCCCGUGUCGGGGGCCAGGGCUGGGACUGGGAUGUGACCCCCAGGCUCCAGCCCUGCAGCCUCUCUCCUGGGACAAGGGGGCUGUAGUCAGACCAAAGGAAGAACUCAGCAUUGUCUUGUUUAUUUGUGUUUGUGACCAAGUGGCCCCUCCCCACACCCAGGUUUAUGGCCUCGUUUUCACUUGUAUAUUUUUCCACACUGUAAAUUUCUUGUACAAACCCAAAGAAAAAAAUUAAAAAAUCUUUUGUUUUUAAAAAAAAAA